AUGAGAACACUGAACACAAUCUGGUCAACCAAUGCCAUCAAACAUGGGACUAUUUCUGAUUAUACACGGCAGAAAAUUGAUCAUGGUUUUCCCAAAGUACAGAACACCCUGAAAUUUUAUGUGGCAUUAUCAAUAGUUAGUAUGAAGCCAAAAAUCACAAGUUGGCUUUCCGCGCUACCCAGGGAGGGUUCCAUAUGGCGUUGUUCUCGGUUCCCACGUAACUUAAAGGGAAACUUUUCACAAUGUCCGGAGACCCUUGAUGUCCUGCAAAUGAAGGAGGGGGACGUCCUCAAAUUCCUUGCAGCAGGAACCCACUUAGGUGGCACCAACCUUGACUUCCAAAUGGAGCAGUACAUCUACAAAAGGAAAAGCGAUGGCAUCUACAUCAUCAAUCUGAAGAGGACCUGGGAGAAGCUUCUGCUGGCAGCCCGGGCCAUUGUUGCCAUCGAAAACCCAGCUGACGUCAGUGUCAUAUCGUCCAGGAAUACUGGCCAGCGAGCUGUGCUGAAGUUUGCUGCUGCCACUGGAGCCACUCCUAUUGCCAGGCGCUUCACUCCUGGAACCUUCACCAACCAGAUCCAGGCAGCCUUCCGGGAGCCAAGACUUCUGGUGGUUACUGACCCCAGGGCUGACCACCAGCCUCUCACAGAGGCGUCUUAUGUUAACCUGCCCACCAUCGCUCUGUGUAACACAGACUCUCCUCUGCGCUAUGUGGACAUUGCCAUCCCUUGCAACAACAAGGGGGCUCACUCAGUGGGUCUGAUGUGGUGGAUGCUGGCCCGGGAAGUACUACGCAUGCGUGGCACCAUCUCCCGUGAACACCCGUGGGAAGUCAUGCCUGAUCUAUACUUCUACAGAGAUCCUGAGGAGAUUGAAAAGGAAGAGCAGGCCGCUGCUGAAAAGGCUGUGACCAAGGAGGAAUUUCAGGGUGAAUGGACUGCUCCUGCUCCUGAGUUCACUGCUGCUCAGCCUGAGGUUGCAGACUGGUCUGAAGGCGUGCAGGUGCCCUCUGUACCCAUUCAGCAAUUUCCUACUGAAGACUGGAGUGCUCAGCCUGGUGGGAUAGGAUGCUAA
Messenger RNA from Eptesicus fuscus (big brown bat), 1074 nucleotides. RefSeq names its product 40S ribosomal protein SA-like. The transcript is spliced from 2 exons. Gene Ontology annotation, biological process: cytoplasmic translation; ribosomal small subunit assembly. Gene Ontology annotation, molecular function: structural constituent of ribosome. Lineage: Eukaryota; Metazoa; Chordata; Mammalia; Chiroptera; Vespertilionidae. The record is from RefSeq and is a predicted model, not a curated record. The coding region runs from base 1 to 1074 and encodes 357 amino acids. Gene Ontology annotation, cellular component: cytosolic small ribosomal subunit; ribosome; 90S preribosome.